Leptopilina heterotoma is the source of this 2442-nucleotide messenger RNA. It is a transcript of the gene sip3, whose product is annotated as E3 ubiquitin-protein ligase synoviolin A-like. The record is from RefSeq and is a predicted model, not a curated record. The transcript is spliced from 8 exons. Gene Ontology annotation, cellular component: cytoplasm. Lineage: Eukaryota; Metazoa; Arthropoda; Insecta; Hymenoptera; Figitidae. The coding region runs from base 117 to 1889 and encodes 590 amino acids.
CAGCGCUUUCUUAGAGUUGUCAAAAACGUAAAUUUUUCGGUGUGAUAAGUGAACAAUAGGAAGAAAAUUUAAAAAAAAAACAGCCUCCUGGCUGGAAAAAAUUUGAAAAAAAAGAGAUGAGGGUGGCGGGCAUAAUGCUGAUAAGCAUUGCUCUAACGAGCUUUGUUAUCGGCAAUGCUUAUUACCAAAAAAAACAAUUUUAUCCCUCCGUGGUCUACAUAACCAAGUCCAAUCCCAGUAUGGCUGUGAUGUAUGUACAAGGAUUGAUACUCGUAUUUAUGAUGAAUACAUUUUUGAGAAAAAUAUUCUUUGGAAAUUUAAGAGCAGCGGAACUUGAACAUUUAGUGGAAAGAGUGUGGUACGCUGUGACAGAAACGUGUUUAGCGUUUACAGUUUUUAGGGAUGAUUUCAGUCCGAAAUUCGUCGCUUUAUUCACACUUUUACUAUUUUUGAAAUCGUUUCAUUGGCUUGCUGAAGACAGAGUCGAUUUCAUGGAGAGAAGUCCGGUGAUAACAUGGCUAUUUCAUCUAAGAGUGGGAACUUUAUUAGUUCUUUUAUUUAUAAUAAAUGUGACAAUGUUUCAAUACGCCUACAAUUCAACGCUUGCAAAAGGCGCAUCAGUGCAACUUGUUUUUGGCUUUGAAUACGCAAUUUUAUUGACCGUUGUUUUAAACAUUUGGAUUAAAUAUAUUUUGCACGCGAUAGAUUUACAAAGCGAGAAUCCCUGGGACAAUAAACCAGUCUUCCUUCUUUACACGGAACUUGUUAUUGGUCUUAUGAAGGUAAUUUUGUAUAUUUGUUUUGUCGCCAUUAUGGUUCGAAUAUACACACUUCCCCUAUUUGCUUUUCGGCCAAUGUACUACACGAUUAGAAAUUUCAAGAAAGCUUUCCACGAUAUUGUCAUGUCACGAAGGGCAAUUCGAAACAUGAACACAUUGUAUCCUGACGCAACAGCCGAAGAAUUGGCGGCGGCCGAUAAUGUUUGCAUCAUUUGUCGUGAGGAAAUGGUGUCUGCGAGUAAAAAGUUGCCGUGCAAUCAUAUAUUCCACACGGCGUGUUUGCGAUCCUGGUUUCAACGACAACAAACUUGUCCGACUUGUCGUUUGAAUAUUUUGAGACCAACGAAUCGAAGGGACACGAGACCACCGACACAACCACAGGCCGCUCAUAUUCCUCAAACCGUUCCCGUUCCCGGCGGUGAACAAAAUCAACAAGGCAUGCCAAUACCGCCAUUUUGGACGAAUUUCCAAGUUCCAGGGGGAGCGGCUCCCGUUCAAGGGCAAAAUAACGGGAAUUUACCGUUCCCGUUGCUUCAGCCGCUUGGAACAGGUGGAGUUCCACUUUUCGCUCCACCAUUCCCACCAAUGAUAAAUUUACCUCCAGUGCCAACACCUCCGCCAAAUUUGACCGCAUUAAGCGAGGAAGAGUUACGAGCAAUGGAAGGAAAUCUUCGUCAAGCCCUCGAGGCCAGGAUACAAAUGCUUCAGAGGGUUCAACUUUUAUUAGACGCCGCGAACGCAAUGAUGAAUCAAUACCAGACUGUAACUGCAACCUUAAAUACAAAUGUUCCACCACCACCACCACCACCAGUACCACCACCAACAACAACAACUACAACAACAACAACAACUACAACAUCGGCAACGAGCGAGGUUCCAGAAUCGAGUCAAACCUCGACAAAAGAUCCCACAUUAUUGUCGAAUGACAUUGGGAAUCACAAUUCCAAGACUGUCGUAGAUUUUCCAAAACCAAGUACAUCAACGGAAAAUUCAACUCCAAGCACAAAUAGUAAUGAUAUUAGUUCAUCGAAAAUCAACUCAGAAACCUCAGAGGAGCAGGAAAAUAUAAGAAGACGGAGAUUACAAAAAUUCUCGACACAAGCAGAAUAAAAUAAUAAAAAAAAGAAACGAAACGAAACACACAAUAAAGAAUACUAAACUUCUGUGUUGUGAAAUUAAAGAAGAAAAAGAAGUCUUUAUUCUCUUUUUGAUAGUUGUUCAAUCAUUUUGUGAAGGAAAAAAAAAGUGUUUCAACUAUCGAAGAGAUUAAUCGAUUAGACGUUUGUUAAUAAAUGGAACUACGAUUGCAGAGUUUAUAAUGGAAAAAAAGAAUAGAAAAAUUUUUGUCGAUUUCAGAGUGUGAACUCUUCUUGCUGUGUGUAUGUUCGUGUGUAUGAAGCAAGUGUUUUAUAAUAAUAUUUAAAAAGAAACUCUUCUAUGCGCUUAAAAAGAAAAAAGAAAAAAAAAGAAACAGAUUUACUUUAUUGUACAUACGUAGAUUUUACAUUUGGCGCUUUAGAGAGUUUUCUUUUCUAUUUCACGGCAGUGACCGAAUUGUAUUCAUUUAGGUGAUAAAAAAAAACAAUUUUCCUUUAAAAAAUGGUUUUCAAAAAAUGAAAAAAGCGGCAAUUUAAUAAAAUACUGGAUAACUUUAUUAUUUAAA